Molecule: messenger RNA, 1562 nt
Organism: Setaria italica (foxtail millet)
Lineage: Eukaryota; Viridiplantae; Streptophyta; Magnoliopsida; Poales; Poaceae
Exons: 2
Coding region: 41-1177 (378 amino acids)
Source: RefSeq, a predicted model, not a curated record
CAAAUCAAAUCCUCGUCGAGCCAAGCCGCAGCGGAGCGCCAUGGAGAGGCUUAUCUCUUCCUCGCCGCUCCUCCGCCGCGCGCCCGUCGCGGCCGCCGACGGCGUCACCAAGCCCCGGACACACAGGCCACCCUUCGUCGCGUUCCCUCCAUGCAACGGAGGAGGGCUCGGGCCCUCGCUCAUCAGGCCGCCCCUCGCGUCGCUCCUCUCCCGGCACCGCCCGACGCCUCCUCCGGCCCCCGCCGCCUCCGGCGGCGCCGGCACUGCUCCCACAACUGCGGCGGAUGGUGAGGGUGAUGCCGCGUCCAACACGCGCCGCCGCUUCUUCCAGAAGGUGACUUCUGCUGCAGCUGUCACUCUGCUCUCGGCGAUCAUCCUGACGCUGGUCCAGCCAUCCUGGGCGCCUCCGGCGUUGGCGCACUACCACCCCACCGCCAAAGCCGGCACCACCCUCUUCAAGUCCGAGCUCCUCGGCAGCGCGUGGACGGGGUUCCUCGCCGGGUGCCUGCACACGCUCUCCGGCCCGGACCACCUCGCCGCGCUGGCGCCGCUCUCCAUCGGCCGUUCCAGGGUGGAGAGCGCCGUGGUGGGCGCGCUCUGGGGCUGCGGCCACGACGCCGGCCAGGUGAUCUUCGGCCUGCUCUUCCUCGGCCUCAAGGACCGCCUCCACAUCGAGAUCAUCCGCACCUGGAGCACCCGCGUCGUCGCGCUCACGCUGCUCGUCAUCGGCGCGCUCGGGAUCCGGGAGGCCAGCGAGGUGCCCACACCGUGCGUCGCGCUGGACGGCGGCGAGUGCGACGUCGGCGGCGUGGUGGACCACCGCCACCACCACCACCACACCGUGGGCGAGACCCUGCCGGGCGGGAAGAAGAAGAUCAACUUCGCGACGUUCGCCACCGGGAUCGUCCACGGCCUGCAGCCGGACGCGCUCAUGAUGGUGCUGCCGGCGCUGGCCCUCCCCUCGCGCGUCGCCGGCGCCGCAUUCCUCGGCAUGUUCCUCGUCGGGACCGUGGUCUCCAUGGGGAGCUACACCGUCUUCAUCGGCUCCUGCACGGAGGCGCUCAAGGACAGGAUCCCUCGGAUCACGGAGAAGCUCACGUGGGCGGCGUCGCUGUUGGCGAUUUCCAUGGGGCUCGCCAUCCUCGUCAGCCAGUCCUUCGGCAUCACCUUGUACUGACAUGAUUCAAUCGCAACGGUGUCUUCUUCUUGCUCCCUUCGCGUUCUAGUUCUGCCUCCCUGUCCCUGGUGCUUUCAUUUCUGGAGCUGCUAUUGAGUAGGAACCUCGUAUGAGAUCGAAUUUUCCUGUCAUGUGCGAGAAUUCUGCGCACCUUCCUCUCGAUCGAGAGGCACUGCUUUAGGAUUGAUCAUCAGAUGAAUGAGUUGCAUAAGGUGAUCUUCAGAUGAGUGAAUUGCAUAUAUUAGGUGAUCCUCGUACGAGUAAUAAAGAUGAUCAUAUAUAAUAUGAGUGAUAUAAGUUAUUGUGUGUAUUUUUUUUUGAACGAACGAUCACAGACUGCGCCAUUUUCUAUUAAUAUAGAAGAGAAUUGUGUGUAUUGGUUGUA